GCAAACGUGGGGUUGACCAUCAUCAUGGUGACCACGCUCUUUGUUAACUCCGAGUCGGAAGUUUUGACUCGGAGUGCUGUGGGCUUCAGACUAGGUGAACUAUGCAGUUUCUACUGUCACUUAGGAGGAAGAAGACGGACAGAGUACAUGGAGCUACGGAAUUUGGUGGCCUCAUUCUUGAUCUUCUAAAAGAGUGUCUUGGGUUUAUGACUCAGGUUCCGUGCGAGGGCUUCUCUCCGGAACGAGUGCCUGCACUCCCCAUGUUGUCUCAGCCCUGUUCAGGGAUGGAAUUAAGAGACUCAGGGACUCAUUUCGCACCCGCAGGUGAUCUCUCCAUCUCUUCUACCGGACGUUUCCGCAAAACUUACAAUCUCAUUAUGCAGAUGCCCGCUGGACUCCCACCAGCGCUGGGAUACACGUUCUUCCGCGAACAUCUAGUAGCGUUCCCUGCAUCCAGCAGUUUGAUUCACAGAAUAGCAGGUAUUACAGCAAACUUAGAUAACAUCGCCGGCAAUGUGUUGGUGGUGGAACAUGCCCGAGGGCGGAGUCUACUAGUUCGGACCAGGUUCAAGAAUCCUGCAAGUCCUUGAACCGUGGACCGGACCAAUCCUUCUAUUUCCUGAACUUUGAACCGGCCUUUUGGUCAGGUUCAACGAAACGGUUUAGGUUCGAACCGCGGUUUAGAACUGGACCCGGCCACCACUAUUGCUUAAUCAUCUCAAAUUGGCGUUAUCUUAACCUGUACUAAACGUUGUGUCUUGUAUCAGAAUCUUCCAUCUUGCCAAGAU
Suillus discolor is the source of this 788-nucleotide messenger RNA. RefSeq lists its product as uncharacterized. The coding region runs from base 102 to 590 and encodes 162 amino acids. The record is from RefSeq and is a predicted model, not a curated record. The transcript has a single exon. NCBI's taxonomy places the organism in Eukaryota, Fungi, Basidiomycota, Agaricomycetes, Boletales, Suillaceae.